AACUGGGUAAGGAGGGCAGCGGCGAGAAGUGAAAAGGCGUACAGAUGACAGCUGUCAACAGGGGACAAAAACACCCAAUAUCUCCGAGGAGAGGCCAAAUGGCCCUCUAGACGACAGAGGCAAAUUGGACUAAAUCUUGGGAAUAUUGGAGGCGUUUUUAAGUUGCAAAGGUAACAUGGGGACACCAGGUUCUGGUAGAAAGCGGGCCCCUCUCAAAGACCGCUUCUCAGCAGAGGAUGAGGCCUUGAGUAGCAUCGCCAGGGAGGCGGAGGCGAGGCUAGCGGCGAAGAGAGCAGCUCGGGCAGAGGCAAGGGAUAUCCGGAUGAGGGAACUUGAACGGCAGCAGAAAGAGCUCUCUUUCCACUCUUCCAGCAAUAGCAACCGGAAAUGGGGUCAGAUCCACCAAUGGAUGGCCGACUCUGAAAAGGCCAGAGCCUCCAGUCGUAGUAAAUCCAACAGCCAUCAUCGCCGGGGCCUGGAUGAUGAUGUCAUGUCAGUCCGCAGUUACAGGUCAACUGCUUCAUCAGUCCGGGAUGUGGGCUCUCAUAAGAGCCGGUCCAGCUCCCGUAAAAAAGAUCUAAUGUCUGAUGGCCUCUCCACUAGCUCCUCCCUGAAGAGUUCACGCUCCACUAGCUCUGUAUACAACGACCUGCAUGGCCAUAAGAAGGCCUCAUCAUCAAGCUCCUCCAGGAGGGACCUACUGGCUGGACUGUAUCAUGAUCAGAGGAACUAUACAAGCCUAUCGAAGACCAAGCCACCUCCUCCUCUUUCUACUUCCUCCUAUCAGCCACGGGUCACCACUUCCUCUUCUUCCACUGCUGGCACUGGGCUAUCGCGCAGCUACAGCAUGGCUUCUAUUUAUGACGACACUGGUCUUUAUGGGUCGGGCUACAGUUCAAGAGCUCCCUCUGAAUAUAGCUGGUACUCCUCUGGAGCCAGCUCUACACGUAGCAGCCCCGUGUCCUCCUCAGAUGAUGAUUCGGUCAGCACUGUGUCUCAGGACCGCUACAGCAGAGGGCGCAGGGACAGCGUGUCAUCAGACUUCUCAGACAUAAGUGAGUCGGCUGCUGACUAUUUCAGCCGCUCCAACCGCAGGGGCAGCAUCGUCUCUGACCUUGAUGAUCUGAGCAUUCCGGACCUGGACGCUCUGGAUGAGAAAUGCGACAAGCAGUAUUCAGACUACAGUCGGCCGUCCUCACGGUGUGCCACCCCGGGCCUCUCAGCUGCUACUCUGGCAUCCCUGGGGGGUACCUCCUCACGUCGGGGCAGCACAGAUACUGGUAGCAUCAUGGACCCUGACACCAGUCUGAGUGAACUUAGGGAUAUCUAUGAACUAAAGGACCAGAUUCAGGAUGUAGAGGGGCGAUACAUGCAGGGGCUUAAAGAGCUGAAGGAGUCUCUGUCUGAGGUGGAAGAAAAGUAUAAGAAAGCCAUGGUAUCGAAUGCACAGCUGGACAAUGACAAAGCCAACCUCAUCUACCAGGUAGACACGCUCAAGGACGUCAUAGAGGAGAUGGAGGAGCAAAUGUCUGAGAUGAGGAGAGAGGUGGAGGAGAAGUCAAAGGAACUUGAAAGGCAAAAGCACACGUGUACAGUCCUGCAGCACAAACAAGAGGAGUUGAAAGAAGGAAUCCGCCAGAGAGAUGAGCUCAUAGAGAAACACGGCCUGGUCAUCAUCCCAGAGGGCACACCAAACGGGGAUGUCAACCAUGAGCCUCUAUCAUCAGGGAUCACCGUGGUCUCCCAGGAGGCUGCCCAGGUGCUGGAGUCUGCAGGAGAUGGCCCGCUGGAUGUCAGGCUACGGAAGCUGGCUGAAGAGAAGGACGAGCUCUUGGCUCAGAUCAGGAAGUUGAAGAUGCAGCUGGAGGAUGAGAGACAGAAACAUUCAAAGAUAGACAUGGGGUACACAGAUGGAGAGAGGAUGGAAAACGGUACAGACCUCCACUUCAUUGAGAUGCAGAGAGAUGCCAACAGACAGAUGAGUGAAUACAAAUUCAAGCUCUCAAAGGCAGAACAGGAAAUGGGUACAAUGGAACAAAACAUUAAUAGACUUGAAGGGCAGGUGUCCAGGUACAAGGCAGCAGCAGACAACUCAGAGAAAAUAGAGGAUGAACUUAAAGCUGAAAAACGGAAACUUCAGAGAGAGUUACGCACAGCCUUGGAUAAGAUUGAAGAGAUGGAGAUGACCAACAACCAUCUGGUAAAGCGCCUUGAGAAGAUGAAGGCCAACCGUAAUGCCCUUCUGUCCCAGCAGUGAGGCAGUGCAGCAUCACCACAGAAGCCCUUAAACUCGCACCUCAGACCUUCGACUGCCAUAUUCUGUCUGGAGCACAUUUCCAUUUUUCAGCUGUAACACUUUAAAAAGAAUUGUAGCUAACCAAAAACACUUGGGAGAGAAAAAAAGAAGUCGUAGCACAGGUGAAAACUGAACUACAUUUUUAUAAACCGUAAACACCAGUUUUAUUUCAUAAGCCAGUGUCUUUGGAGGAAUCGCUCGGAAACGUACUUUAAAAAAAAUUGCUGGGAGAUAAAUCCGAGUGACUUCUUCUCUACUCACAACUUAAUUUUUUCAGAGUUUUCGUGUAAUUCACAAGCCUUUAUUUCUCUGGCAGGGUGCUUGGCUGUUCUGUUUUUUUGUUUUGUUAAAUUUUUUUUGAUAAGUUGCAUGAAUGAGUAUAAUGACGCUUUUAAACUGUUCAACCCUCACGGCUGCUCUGGCCCUGCACCUUUCAAGAACCCCUCACACAGUGAAGUGCCUUUUCACACCUGGAGAAUGAGGGUUGGUACCAUCCCAUGAAACAAUAAUCAUUUUAACAGGUACAAAAUAAUGUAUUUCAAAGGUGCAGUCAUUUUUUUGAAACUAUAUAGAAUCAAUUGUCUGCUGCGGUUUCAAUGAUUUUUUUUUUCAAAUAUUUAAGAUUUUCUUGAAAAUAAAUGUAAUUUCCAGUGUACAUACAAUGUGAACCAUUGAUGAUUUCAUGAUUCAGUCCCUCAUUUUUC
This is a messenger RNA of Lampris incognitus (smalleye Pacific opah), 3000 nucleotides long. It is a transcript of the gene lrrfip2, whose product is annotated as leucine rich repeat (in FLII) interacting protein 2. The coding region runs from base 176 to 2257 and encodes 693 amino acids. The record is from RefSeq and is a predicted model, not a curated record. Gene Ontology annotation, biological process: regulation of DNA-templated transcription. The transcript is spliced from 25 exons. Lineage: Eukaryota; Metazoa; Chordata; Actinopteri; Lampriformes; Lampridae.